AUGGGGUGGUGGUCCUCUCUUGCGCUCGUUGCGCUUUGCGCCAGAUCCGCCGUUUCUUGGCCCUACGACCCGUCGUUAACGCAAUACAAUUUGAACGAAAAUCAAACCGCAACAAAUCCCGCGGAUUACUGGGGAUCAUGGCCGGAUCAUGAUGGAGACUACUUCCCUUCACCAGAUAACUGGCGAUUCCCGUUCUACACUAUCUUCUUGGAUCGCUUCGUCAACGGCGAUCCUACAAAUGACAAUAUUAAUGGAACAUUAUUCGAACAUGACCUGAACUCCAACCAGAUGCGUCACGGUGGUGAUGUAGCUGGUUUGGUGGAUACUUUAGAUUAUUUGCAGGGAAUGGGCAUUAAGGGUCUUUAUCUCGCCGGAACCUCGUUGAUGAAUCAACCCUGGGGAUUCGACGGAUAUUCAGCUCUCGAUACAACUCUGCUUGACCAACAUUAUGGUACUAUUCAAAUUUGGCGCAAUGCCAUUACUGAAAUCCACAAGCGGGGGAUGUAUGUUCUCUUCGAUAACACAAUCGCAACAAUGGGUGAUUUGAUCGGCUUCGACGGAUAUAUGAAUACCACGGCUCCCUUCACAGUUAAAGAGCACCAAACUACCUGGAAAACCGACCGUCGGUACGUCGAUUUCGAUAUCGGUCAAACAUACAAUGACACUUGCGAUUACCCUCGAUUCUGGUACGAGAACGGAUACCCUGUCAAUGAAUCUUUGAUCUCUGGUCUGGUUGGUUGUUACGACAGUGACUUCGACCAGUACGGUGAUGUGGAGGCUUUCGGUGUGUUCCCAGAUUGGGAACGUGAAUUGGCCAAGUUCGCCUCCGUGCAAGAUCGUCUACGUGAAUGGUAUCCUCCCGUGCGCGAACGUCUGAUCCGCCAUUCCUGCAUGAUCAUCGCAUCCUUGGAUAUUGACGGGUUCCGCUACGAUAAAGCCACCCAAUCAACCGUCGACGCACUGGGAGAUAUGUCCUCCGCCUACCGCGAGUGUGCGCGCGCCGUUGGAAAGGAAAACUUCUUUAUCGCUGGUGAAAUCACAGGUGGAAACACCUUUGGUGCAGUGUAUGUUGGUCGUGGUAGACAGCCUGAUCAGCGCUCGCCGAGUCCGACCGAUGCGAUGAAGAUGAGCAACAACACUCCGGCACAAUCCUUCUUGCGUGAACUCGGCAAUGAAGCGAUUGAUGGUGCAGCCUUCCACUAUUCUACGUACCGUGCUCUUACCAGGUUCUUGGGUAUGGACGGGUCGCUUUCGGCUGGUUAUGAUACACCUGUUGAUUGGGUUGAGGCAUGGAAUUGGACUUUGCAAACGAACGAUUUGGUGAAUGCCAACACUGGAAAAUUCGAUCCUCGCCAUAUGUUUGGCGCCACCAACCAAGAUGUGUUCCGCUGGCCUGCCAUUGAAUGGGGUGUGCAAAGGCAGCUUCUAGGCCAAUUCAUCACCACAUUGCUUAUUCCUGGUAUCCCUCUUAUGCUUUGGGGUGAGGAGCAGGCCUUUUAUAUCUUGGAUGCAACCGCAGAGAACUAUAUCUAUGGACGUCAAGCUAUGUCACCUGCAAAUGCUUGGGGAACCCACGGUUGCUUUGCAUUGAAUUCAACGCAAUACUACAAAUGGCCCAUUGAGGCCGGUCGUGAGGGUUGUCAUGAUGAAACCGUCGUCUAUGACCACCGCGAUCCCAGCCACCCGGUGCGCAAUAUCAUGAAGCACAUGUAUCAAAUGCGUGAAUUAUUCCCUGUUCUCAACGACGGUUAUAUUAUCAGGAACUUGUCGAAACACACAAACGAGAUUCUUUACCCUGGAUCUAAUACAACGACCACAGAAACUGGAAUGUGGUCUGUCGCCCGGUACAUCAACUCCGAGAUACAGGAUAUGGGUUCUGCUGCCAAAAACCAAACAGUCUGGUUUGUUUACCAAAAUGUGAACCGAACUAUGGAUUAUGAUUUCGAUUGCAACAAUUUUAACCAUUCCUUGCUCGCUCCAUUCCCUACCGGAACCAAGGUGAAGAAUCUCUUCUACCCUCACCAGGAGUUGACACUACAAGACGGACCGGCCAAGCUUUACAUAAAUGGAUCAAACGAGCUCAACGGUUGUUAUCCCAAUAUCACCUUGGACAGGUAUGAAUUCCGUGCCUAUGUUCCCAUCGAGACAUUCGUAAAGCCCGGACCUAUGGUCACCAAGUUCUCCCCCGGUCACGAUUAUCCUCUCCACUCGACAGUGGCACCCAAUCUUUCGGAAGACGUGGAAAUUGAGCUCUACUUCUCCGAGGAGAUGGAUUGUGACUCGGUGACAAACAAUCUGUCAUUCAACUCCUCAACAGAAUUCGAUAAGACUCCCACAGUCAAAGGGACCCCCAAAUGUGGGAACAUCACUGCGACAAGCACCCAGUGGAUUGGACAAAUCCCUAGUACCUGGAAGUGGUCGGCGAAUCUCACCGGUGUUUACAACGGAGUUCACCGUUUGAACUUCAAUAACAUCAGCAACUCCGACAGCACCGCGUAUACCAACUCGAAUGACCACUUUUUGUUCCGCAUUGGACAGGUCGAUAACCCCAUGAUCUUCAGCUCUGCCAAUUAUUCCAUCAGUUUGCUUCACCAGGAAGCCAGUAAUGACACCCUUUUCAUCCAGCACCACGCUGCUGGUGCUGACAAGUACCGAUACUCGACGAACUGGGGAUCAACCUUCUCAGACUGGAAGACCUACGCCGGUGGAAAUGACACAAUCGAGCGUCUGCCGUGGUCUGGCACCAAGGCGCAGGCUUGGAAGGGAGACCAUGUCCGCGUUGAGUACUGGAGUCGUUGGACCGGCAGCAGCGAUUACGUUCAAGAAGGCGACGUGAACUGGGGAUCUACCCAGCGUCGUUUCCCCCAUGUCUUCUUCAACGGCCCGUACAAUGAGUACGGAUACGACGGCGGCCUGGACAACAUCAUGCGCCUAGACGAGAAAGACGGAAACUGGAAAUACCAUUUCACUUCUGAGUGGCCCGCAGUUGGACAGCUCAACAUUUGGGGCAUCAACCCUGACGGGCAGCCAGAUCAGAGCUGGGUGCUGGGUGAUGUCGAUCUUGACAACGUUCUGGAUCGCAUGCCGCCAUCAUCUCUUUCCGCUACGUUGAUCAAUAUCACGGAGACUCCAUCAAAGGGCUACCUUUCCUGGGAGCUCCAAGUCAACGACGGAACUCAACGAUACCAACUUGUAGCUGUCGGAUCUCAAUCUAUUCAGAUCGCGAUGUAUGUGCUUUUCUGGCUUGUGCCUUUGUUGUCUGGCUGUGGCUGUGUCUACAUUUUCAUGAAGUCCUUCUACAAGGUCAAGUUCAACCAAGUUGGUGUCAGUGAGAAGCGAAGCUUGGCCCCGAUGGUGCUCUUGCAGAAGUUCAAGCCGUUUAACAGUCUGAUGGGAGGUUCUGAGAAUCGUCUGUUCCGUCUGGGUGGCGCCAAGUCCUCUUUCAUGCAAAGUACAACUGCUCUGGGGGCAGUGGGUGCGACAGAUAAGCGACGCAUGGUUCUCAUCGCCACCAUGGAAUAUGAUAUCGAGGAUUGGGCCAUCAAGAUCAAGAUCGGAGGUCUUGGUGUUAUGGCUCAGCUCAUGGGCAAGACUCUCGGACACCAAGAUCUGAUCUGGGUCGUUCCCUGCGUCGGCGGCGUUGACUACCCGGUCGAUCGAGUCGCAGAGCCUAUGACCGUGACUAUUCUGGGUAGCGCGUAUCAGGUUCAGGUGCAGUACCAUACCUUGAAGAACAUCACCUACGUUCUCCUCGAUGCGCCCGUGUUCCGUCAGCAGUCAAAGUCUGAGCCAUACCCUGCUCGCAUGGAUGACUUGGACAGUGCAGUCUACUACUCAGCCUGGAAUCAGUGUAUUGCCGAAGCGAUCAAACGUUUCCCAAUUGACCUCUACCACAUUAACGAUUACCACGGAUCUGUUGCUCCCCUUUACCUUUUGCCCGACAGAACCAUCCCCGCCUGUCUCUCUCUCCACAACGCCGAGUUCCAGGGUCUUUGGCCCAUGCGCACUGUUAAGGAGCGAAAAGAAGUCUGCUCGGUCUUCAAUCUUGAUGAAGAAACUGCGCGCCGUUACGUCCAAUUCGGAGAGGUCUUCAACUUGCUUCACGCUGGAGCAAGCUACCUCCGCGUGCAGCAACAAGGUUUCGGUGCUGUCGGUGUGUCAAAGAAAUACGGCAAGCGAUCUUACGCUCGUUAUCCUAUUUUCUGGGGUCUACGCAAAAUCGGUAACUUGCCGAACCCUGAUCCCUCGGAUGUCGGAGAAUGGACCAAACAGCCUACCAAGGAGGAGGAUAUCACAGUCGAUGCUCAGUACGAAGCAGGUCGUGGUGAACUCAAGAGACAAGCACAGGAGUGGGCUGGCCUUGAGCAGAACCCCGACGCUGAUCUCUUGGUUUUCGUCGGUCGUUGGUCCAUGCAGAAGGGUGUCGAUCUGAUCGCUGAUGCCAUGCCCGCUGUAAUGGAAGCUCGUCCCAACGUGCAGCUUAUCUGUAUCGGUCCUGUGAUUGAUUUGUACGGAAAGUUCGCCGCGCUGAAGCUCGGUCGCAUGAUGGAGGUUUACCCCGGACGAGUAUUCUCGAAGCCGGAGUUCACUGCUCUGCCGCCUUUCAUCUUCUCUGGUGCCGAAUUCGCCCUCAUCCCGUCCCGUGAUGAGCCCUUUGGACUUGUCGCAGUCGAGUUUGGUCGUAAGGGUGCCCUGGGUAUUGGUGCGCGUGUUGGUGGUCUGGGUCAAAUGCCUGGCUGGUGGUACAAUGUGGAAUCCACAUCUACAUCGCAUCUCCUCGUCCAGUUCAAGUUGGCUAUUGAUGCUGCGCUCAGCUCCAAGACUGCUACUCGUGCUAUGAUGCGCGCCAGAUCUGCUAAGCAACGUUUCCCUGUCGCCCAGUGGGUUGAGGAUCUCGAGAUCCUGCAAUCCACAGCCAUUCAAGUUCACAACAAGGAGUCGACCAAGGGUCCUCUAAGCCGCCUUCAAACGCCCAGAGAUAGCACCAUCAGAUCUCCAAGUGGGGAAUUGAGCCCGCUGCCUUCCCCAGGAAUGCAUUCCGCGUUCCCCCAUUCCAGAGAUAGCAGCUACUCCAGCUUCAACCAGGUCACCGACUUGGGACCCCCGAGUCGCAAUAUUUACAGCCGUGAUGCGGGUCCUGAGACUGAAAAGCCAAAGUCUGGUCUGAGCCGUUCUCUGUCUCUCGGUGUGCGAUCGGGUCCUGGUCAUCGUGGAACCCGCCGCAAUGGUCAAAGCAGCGAAGACUCAACAGAGACUGACAGCGAAAUUGACGCCAUUGCCGAAGAAAGCGGUGAUGAUGAUAGCAAUGAGGAGUACACUCUGACCGCGGCCCAGCUCGAGGAGAGCAGACACGCACACGCUUUUCAGCGACACGAUAUCCCAAUGCAUAGACGUGUCCCAAGUCAAGAGUCUGUGCAUGCUAGGUACAUGUCCCCUCUGGCAAGCCCGGGUCUGGCCAGCCCCGGCACACCACCAGCCGCCGAUCAGCUUCUUCUGCCUCCUCGAUCCUUUGCCGAGACCAACAGACUGAGUAGCGCCUCUGUGCUGUCGCUCGACUCCGUGGUCGGCAACAAGAAAGACUUCAGACUGCAGAAGGUUGACCCAUUCUUCACUGAUGGCAACGGCGAAUACUACCACACCUUCGAGUCAAUGUUGGCUGAUCUGAACGGAUCCAACUCCGAAGGCUCACUCUGUAUCGAGGAGUUCCUGGUCAAGAGUGAACAGGAGUGGUUCGACAAAUUCCGCAACGCUAAACUGGGUCGCCACGCCCACAAGUCGCCUACCCCAUCCGUCUUCCGCUCAAAACACAGUCACUCCCCAGUUCCUUCAUAUAAUGAGGAAGGUAUGACCCAUGUUGCCGAUAGCGAAAAUGGUGAUGAAUGGGACGAUGAAUUCCUCCUCGGAAAGGACUAUGUUCCUCCCACCGGACUCAGAAAAUGGAUGCAAAUCAAGGUUGGCGAUUGGCCCGUCUACUCCAUCUUCCUUGCUCUUGGUCAGAUCAUCGCUGCAAACUCCUACCAGAUUACCUUGCUCACGGGCGAAGUCGGUGAGACUGCUGAGAAGUUGUACGGUAUCGCGACUACAUACGCCAUCACCUCUAUUUGCUGGUGGCUCGUGUACCGCUACUUCAAAUCUUAUGUCUGUCUCUCGGCACCGUGGUUCUUCUACGGCAUUGCUUUCCUAUUGAUUGGCUCCGCUCACUGGGAGAAGAACUCCUUCAACCAAGGAUGGAUUCAAAAUAUUGGUAGCGGAUGCUACGCAGCGGCUUCAUCCAGCGGAUCUAUCUUCUUCGCCUCGAACUUCGGUGACGAGGGAGGUGCCCCUGUCGAGACAUGGAUCUUCCGUGCCUGUGUUAUUCAAGGUAUCCAGCAGGCAUACGUGAUUGCUCUCUGGUACUGGGGUUCGACUUUGAGUAAGGCCUCUAGUGAAGGCCUCAUCACCUCCACCAACACCAUCGCUAGCACCUGGAAGAUGACUGCCAUCUGUUACCCUAUUGCUAUCUUCCUCUUCGGUAUUGGUCUGCUCCUGAUUUUCGGACUUCCCGAUUACUACCGUCAGAAGCCAGGCAAGGUGCCUUCGUUCUACAAAUCUCUCUUCCGACGGAAGAUCGUUCUCUGGAAUUUUGUAGCUGUCAUUCUACAAAACUUCUUCCUCAGUGCACCUUACGGUCGCAACUGGAGUUUCCUAUGGAACUCUAUCCACACCAAACCCUGGGAAAUUGUCAUCCUCUGCGUCGUAUUUUUCGGCAUAGUCUGGUGCAUCUUCCUCUACAUCGUCAGCCGUUUCUCCAAGCGACACACCUGGUUCCUCCCCGUCUUCGCAUGCGGUCUCGGCGCACCACGCUUCAUCCAGAUCUGGUGGGGUGUUUCCGGUAUUGGAUACUACUUGCCAUGGGUUGCAGGAGGACUUACUGGUGGAGCUCUCGCAUCCCGCAGUAUCUGGCUGUGGCUGGGUGUGUUGGAUUCCAUCCAAGGUCUUGGAUUCGGUAUCAUUCUUCUGCAAACCUUAACUCGUGUUCAUAUGUGUUUCGCCCUCAUGGCGUCGCAAGUUCUCGGUUCUAUCGCAACGAUCUGCGCUAGAGCUUUCGGUCCUAAUGCCACUGGUCCUGGACCAGUUUCUCCAGACAUGACUAAGGGCGCCGAUGCGCUAGCAAAUGCAUGGUUUUGGGUGGCGUUGUUCUGCCAGCUUUUGAUUUGCGCUGGAUUCUUGCUCUUCUUCCGGAAAGAACAGCUAUCUAAACCCUAA
This is a messenger RNA of Penicillium pulvis, 7245 nucleotides long. RefSeq lists its product as uncharacterized. Gene Ontology annotation, molecular function: alpha-1,3-glucan synthase activity. The transcript is spliced from 6 exons. Gene Ontology annotation, biological process: fungal-type cell wall (1->3)-alpha-glucan biosynthetic process. Lineage: Eukaryota; Fungi; Ascomycota; Eurotiomycetes; Eurotiales; Aspergillaceae. The record is from RefSeq and is a predicted model, not a curated record. The coding region runs from base 1 to 7245 and encodes 2414 amino acids. Gene Ontology annotation, cellular component: fungal-type cell wall.